Messenger RNA from Pestalotiopsis fici W106-1, 2988 nucleotides. RefSeq lists its product as uncharacterized. The record is from RefSeq and is a predicted model, not a curated record. The coding region runs from base 1 to 2988 and encodes 995 amino acids. The transcript has a single exon. NCBI's taxonomy places the organism in Eukaryota, Fungi, Ascomycota, Sordariomycetes, Amphisphaeriales, Sporocadaceae. Gene Ontology annotation, molecular function: protein binding.
AUGCUGCCCUAUCAAUACAGCCCCAUCACUGCUGAAGAGCAUGGCUUCCGUCUGCUUCGACUUCAUCCAGCAACAACGCCGCACAUUGAGAUUGACAUUAUUCAUGCAUCGUUGAAAGAGGCCAAAAUAAGACUGUACGAGGCGGUCUCUUAUGUCUGGGGUUCAUCACAACUCGUCAGCUCAGUCUAUGUCCAAGGGUCGUAUUUAAAUGUCACCAACAACCUGGAAUUGGUUCUGCGGGAUCUGCGAUACCCUCAUGAUGAGCGGUGGCUCUGGAUCGACGGUAUCUGCAUCAACCAGAAUGAUCAACACGACCAUGAAAAGAAGGAGAAGAACCAUCAAGUCAAGCAAAUGGCAAGAAUCUACAGCAAGGCAACCAGAGUAUUAGUUCAUCUUGGUCGCCCAACGAGUCUGACUCCUGUAUUAAGGGAUACCCUUGUUGAACUGGAAGAGCUGGAAGUGCUAAGUGAUCUGCAAGGUGAUGAACUCACCGAGUCAGAUGCACGAACCGUGUGGCAGCGGGUAUCUCGCAUCCUUGGCGAGUCAUACGUUGACUUCCAAUAUAGGAUCAGGCAGGCCGUUGAAGAAGUUCUCGGGCAUCCGUGGUUCACACGAAUUUGGGUCGUUCAAGAAAUCGCUUAUGCUCGCGAGGCUCGCGUCUACUGGGGCACCGAAGGACUCUCGGUGCCUUGGUUCGUGGCUCUAGUUCAGAUACUCGACAUCAAGAGGAAUGGGCACCAGGACGCUCUUCUAAACAUGAUGCCUCGGCGCUACCGGCGGACGUCUCCUUUUGGCUCUAGCCAAGAUCUUCUUCACCUGCUUCAGUCGUUUAAGGGAGCACAAGCAUCAAACAGCCACGACAGGAUCUUCGCCCUACUGAAUAUGUGCGAGCACGGCAAAGGUCAGGGAAGCAUUGUUCAGGACUAUUCUCGACCUCUACAAUCUGUUGUUCGCGAGUCCAUUGCCUACAUGUGUUUUUGCGACAAGGAUGAUGUCCCGCCAGAACUCGAAAGAAUGGACCGCCUCAUGGACGGAAUCGACUUCUUAUUAAACGAUCUCCUUGUCCACUUUGCAAGGCAUUCACGGUUGAAGAGUUUAAGAUCAUUGUUAUCAAAUCGAAUGGAUGAGACGAUUAUCUCGUUCGAGAUACUCGAGAGCGCAUUCAAACAUAUCGUUAACAAGGAAGUCAUUGAUAUUCUACUCGAUCAUCAUCCUGAUGCGUCUGCCAUCAUACCAGAGGUGAUUCAAAUCGCAAUCAAGCAUGGCGCGGACAAGGAAAUUAUUAUCCACUUAUUCGACUACGCGCCCAACACAGCCUUUAUUACACCGGAAAUAAUUGAGACCGCAGCCAUGGAAGAGGUGCAUGAAGAUGUUUUUCGUCUCUUGUUCGAUCACCUAUCUGAUACGAUUGCUCUUCCCGAGAAGACAAAUAAAGGCGCUGCCGAGACCCCGCUCGGUACAGCAAGUACCGAUGCUGUGAUCGAUAACCUGUCUGAUACAUCUUCUGUUCAGGAUGAGACACAUAAAAGCGCUGACGAGACCCCGCUGGGUACAGAAGUUGACGAUGCUUUAUUCAAUCAUCGCUUUGAUUCAGCUUUCGCUACACCAGAGAUCAAGGAGAGCGAAAUCAACAGUGGGAUUAGCCAAGAUGUCAUUGGUAUUUCACUCGACCACCAGCCCAGUACAGGCGUCAUAAGUGACUGGGCCAAGGCUUCGGCCCAAGCAUUAUCGCAACAGAGACAUGAUGUGGCUGAGCUCGUAGCUUCGCAGUGUGCAGAGAAAUUUCCACGCCUCGCAAAAUGGAUUCGAGCGGAAAUAGACAUGGCAAAGAUAGGUGGGUAUGGAAAUCGCCGCUGGCUGGCCCCAUUGUGGCUCGCGCUGCUUCACGGCGACGUUGAUGAUGUACAACAGCUUCUCAAAGGAGGCGCCGACGUGAAUGGCCGAGGGUACCAGGGUUUGACGCCCCUGCAGUGGGCGGCAGCUGAUGGCAAGGUGGACGUUGUCAACGUUUUGCUUUCACAUGAUGCAGAUAUUAAUGCCAGGACGACGCGAACGUCCAUCAGGGCUGGAGAACUAGCUGAAAAAUACGAAGUCCGGAUUAUAUCCGAUUGUGGUGGCAGCAUUGAGACUCUGGACUUUUCCAAAAAGACAGCUUUGGCGUUGGCUGCGCAGUUUGGAAGAGAGCAAGUUGUUCAGGUUUUACUUGACUGCCACGCCGAUAUCGAGGCUCGAGACUUUUUGGGGCGGACACCAUUGGGACUCGCUGUAGAACGCGGGAGACGGAAUGUUGUUCAAAUCUUGCUUGAUCAUGGGGCCAACGUUGAGGCUCGAGAUCGGUUUGGCCGGACGCCCCUUUCCAUGGCUGCCAGUGGAGGCUUUGAUCGCGUCCUGUCGCUGGGCAAUUCAAAGAGAGGACAGGAUAUCGUCAAACACCAUAUGGAAGGCCAAUUUAGGAAGAUGAUGAGACACCGGAUAGAUAUGGAGCUCUUGAAUAUUGAGAGUGAUCCCAGAUCUAGCCUCAUUACACCAAUCGAUCAAGUGUACUCGGAUCUGGUCAUUUUGCUGCUGAAGCAUGGUGCCAAUGCCAGUGCCGCCGAUCAACUUGGUCGGACCCCGUUGUGGUGGGCAGUCAAUCGUGGCCAUCAAUGUGCAGUCGAACGGCUCCUCGAUACAGGAGUCAAUGAGAACCACACUCACGUUGGCGGUAUGUCGUUGUUAUCGUGGUCAAUCUGGAACAAUUUCCCCAGCAUCACGCUCCAAUUAAUGGAAAGCAACAGCAGCGAUAUCUUUUCGAUAAACGAUGCCUUGCAGUGGGCAGUUCGGGCUGACAGCACAUCCCUACUGAGGGCACUACUCGAAAAGCGAGCCGUGAUUGAUGCUCCGCUGGGCUUGGGCCAGUCACUGAUUCUGAUGACUGUUGCAGAAGACAAUGCUGCCGCGAAACAAGUCUUACUUGACCAUCCUGCGAUUUUUGCCAGUUCUUACUAA